Haplochromis burtoni (Burton's mouthbrooder) is the source of this 869-nucleotide messenger RNA. RefSeq lists its product as uncharacterized. The transcript has a single exon. The record is from RefSeq and is a predicted model, not a curated record. Bases 149 to 499 code for a protein of 116 amino acids. NCBI's taxonomy places the organism in Eukaryota, Metazoa, Chordata, Actinopteri, Cichliformes, Cichlidae.
GACAGUGCGCUGGCUGGCGUCCCACGGCAAUGGUGUCUGGUUUACCUGGAUGAUCUUCUAGUACACGGGAGCUCCUUUGAUGCUGCCCUGGAUGCCCUGAGACAAGUGUUGGGGAGGCCUGAAGCUGCACCCCGACAAGUGCCACUUCAUGAGGAGGGAGGUGGAGUUUCUGGGCCACAAGCUGGGUCAUGAGGGCAUCAGCACUUUGGAGGAAAAAAUUCACACCAUUACUGAGUGGCCCACACCAGCGGACCAGAAACAGCUCAAAAGCUUCCUAGGACUGACGUCUUAUUACAGGAGGUUUGUGAAGGGCUUUUCCUCCAUAGCUGCACCACUCUUCCGCCUGCUGCAGAAGGACCGUGACUUCAUCUGGACCCAGGACUGUCAGCAGGCAUUCAACACCCUCCGCAGAUUGCUGACAGAGUCCCCAGUCCUCGUCCCCCCUGACCCCCAUGUGCUGCAGCUGGCUGCCGUUACUGUGAGAAGCGAGAGGAGAUAGAGCGGGAACUCACAACAAUAGACGGAGCAACGCAGCUCGCCUGCAGGGCUCUUCUGGUGCUGGAUGCAGCGGAGUGGAGGGCACGGCAGGAACAAGACACUGACCUGCUGCCAGUCCUGCAGUGGCUGGAGAGGGAGGAGCAACCCCUUUGGGAUGAGGUCACUGGGUUUUCCAUCUGUACCAGGGGGCUGUGGGCCAAGUUUGCAGCUCUCAGGCUGAAGGAGAGGGUGUUGGAGCGUGCCUGGAAGGAUCCUGCCACAGGGGAGGAGAGGUGGCAGGUUGUGGUGCCAAGGUUGCUGAGGUUCAGCUGUGCUGGAAGCCUGCCAUGGGAGCACUGGCUCUGGCCACUUUGGGGUCUCCAAGACCCUCC